Clarias gariepinus (North African catfish) is the source of this 1017-nucleotide messenger RNA. Its product is annotated as urokinase plasminogen activator surface receptor-like. Bases 1 to 603 code for a protein of 200 amino acids. NCBI's taxonomy places the organism in Eukaryota, Metazoa, Chordata, Actinopteri, Siluriformes, Clariidae. The transcript is spliced from 4 exons. The record is from RefSeq and is a predicted model, not a curated record.
AUGCUGAAUUGUUUACACUGCGCAAGUGAAUCAGGAUCGUGUACCACCACAACUUCACAACAGUGUCCAUCAGAUAAUGUGUGUGCUGCUCUGAUAUACAAUUUUUCUUUGUCAAGGUUUAUUGUGAAUAUUGGAGAAAUUCAUGGCUGCCUCCCACAGGCUGUCUGUAAUCCACACAAAACUAAUCCAAGUAUUUUAGAAACCAUUUACUCAGCUAAUGUUGGAGUGGCGAAAGGUUUUCUAUCCAUCUUUUGCUGUGAGUCUAAUAACUGCAACCGCAUCUCUGAUAACAAAGAACAAGACAACAAACCAAAUGGACUUCAAUGUUUAAGCUGUUGGAACCCACCAGACAAAACAUGCAACUCUUCCAUUUCUUGUGCGGGAAAUCAAGAUCAUUGUAUAACUGGAACAGUUAUAAACUUGGCAAACUUAACAGUCAAGGGCUGUGCCUCUAAAUCUUUCUGUGGUGCAAAUUUUCACAAUUCCUCACUGGGAAAUGUGCAGUGUUGCACAGGAAACUUGUGUAACUCGAGUGAAACUCGGAACAGGCAGGGUUUCGGCCUGUUUCUGAUGAUCAUAAUAACUACUAAACUACUCCAAUAAGGAUGCAAUCAAAUGCUCUUUUUCUUAAAUUCUAUAAUUUUGCUGUACUUAAAUAUUUCUUAUAAAAAUACAUAAAGUGUGUGAAUAAAGUGUCAUUUUUUGUAGAUUUCGGUAAGGAUAAUUAUAAGUGUGGAAAAGAAACUACUUAACCUGAUAUGUAAUAUUAUUCUGAUGAUUUUUUUUUAUUACAGCAGCCUUAAUGUGUUACAUAAUUUGUACCAAUGAUUUUUAUUCAGUAUUUAAUUUUUGUAUGAUUCUGCAUUUGUGCGUGAAUUUCUGGUUAUAUUAACACAUUUAUUCAUGAGGUUAAGUUAAAUAAUUUUCAUGUAUUUGCACAGAAUUGUUUCUCUUGUGAUAAAACAAUCAAACAAAUCAUGACUUCUAAUGUAGAAAUAAACAUAGUUUGGGAAUCUA